Messenger RNA from Asterias rubens (European starfish), 657 nucleotides. RefSeq names its product malectin-A-like. The transcript is spliced from 3 exons. Lineage: Eukaryota; Metazoa; Echinodermata; Asteroidea; Forcipulatida; Asteriidae. The record is from RefSeq and is a predicted model, not a curated record. Bases 67 to 657 code for a protein of 196 amino acids. Gene Ontology annotation, molecular function: carbohydrate binding. Gene Ontology annotation, cellular component: membrane.
UACAAUGCGUACGCAGCGCUCGGGGACCAAUUGUGUGUAGUGACUGCUGCUAAUUCACCGCACAAAAUGUCAAAUAGACCGAAUUUUAUACCAAUUUCCAAUUUUCAUUUCAGCAUGAAACAUCUGACAUAUUUCACGGUCCUCUUGACAUGUUUCCUUCACUGCAUUUCACCGUCAAAUGCCAUUGCCGAUGUGGUGUUCGCCGUCAACUGUGGCGGCCCCGCGCAUCGGGAUGUGUACGGCGUGGAAUAUGAGAGUGACCCGCUGGAGGUUGGGGUUGCCUCGGACUUCGGAAAAAGUCUUUCUGUGAUCGGGCGUGUGCCGCCACAAGAUGCAAUCCUCUACCAGACGGAGCGAUAUGAUGUGAAUACCUUCGGCUAUACAACCGCAAUCGAAGAAGAUGGAGAUUAUGUGCUUGUGUUGAAAUUUUGCGAGGUUUGGUUUGCAGCAUCCCGGCAAAAGGUUUUUGAUGUUGUCCUCAAUGAUCUACACACCGUUGUCUCGGGGUUAGACAUCUACGAUAUCGCUGGUAGGGGUACGGGUCAUGAUGAACUCAUUCCAUUCACAAUCACCAAAGGCAAGCUAAAGCUGCAAAAGGAAGCGUCUACCUUUGAUGGAGAGCUACUGAUGGAAUUUGUCAAGAUGGCGCCUAGAUGA